CCACUCAUUCAGGUCAUUAUGAUAAGAUCUCCAAGCUCAAUUUUUAAUUGCUCUAAUCCCUUUCCUGAUCCUUCCCCAAAAAGCUCAUACAAUGGUUGACAAUCUUGCUCCUCUUUUCUCCCUCUUGUGUCUUCUUCUUCUUCCUCUCUACCCCUUUCCGGCGUCCGCUCAAACUUACAAUAAUGUGAGCUUGGGUAAAUCUCUCUCUGCCGGCGGCAGCACCUCUUCAUGGCUUUCACCUUCAGGUGAAUUUGCGUUUGGGUUCCAAGCCAUCAACAAUACGGAUGCCUUCUUGCUUGCCAUCUGGUAUGAGAAAAUACCUGAGAAGACUGUAGUUUGGUAUGCAAAUGGAGAUAAUCCAGCACCCAAAGGAUCAAAAGUUCAGCUUACCAGUGAUGGUAACCUGGAGCUCAACAACCCUCAAGGAGAAGAGAUAUGGAAGGCCCAAUCCCAAUCCCAAUCCAGUGUUGGUGUCACCUAUGGUGCAAUGCUUGACACUGGCAACUUUGCGUUGGUGGAUACAAACUCUGUUCAUGUAUGGGAGAGCUUCAAAAACCCAAGUGACACCAUUCUCCCUUCCCAGAUAUUAGAACUGGGUGGCAUGCUUUCUUCUCGACAACCAACCAACUACUCCAGAGGAAGGUUCCAGCUCCGCCUGCUUAAUGAUGGAAAUCUCGUUCUGAAUACUAUAGCAUUACCAACAAACUAUGCCUAUGCUGCUUAUUAUGUAAGCAACACUUAUACUUCUGGUUAUCAAGUUGUCUACAAUGAGAGUACAGCCAUGAUUUAUAUUCAAAGCAAGGAUGGAAGCAUAUUAGUGGACCUCACAGUUGAGAGCAUACCCUCUACCAAAACCCAUUACCACAGAGCAACCAUUGAUUUUAAUGGUGUUUUCACGCAAUAUGCUCGUCCUAAGUCCUCUUUGAGCAGCAAUGGUGAUGAAAGUUGGUCCAUCAUCGGGUCUAUUCCUGAUGACAUUUGUUCUUUCAAUAGUCAGGAUGUGGGCGAAGGGAUUUGCGGCUAUAACAGUAUCUGCAAGAUUGUGCAAAGUCGACCUGUUUGUGAAUGCCCAACUCAAUAUUCCUUAGUUGAUCCUAACAAUAUAUUGAGUGGCUGCAAACAUGACUUCAUACUACAAGUAUGCUAUGAAAAUGGAUCAGGAUCCCAAACUGAGAUUUUGUAUAGGAUGGCCGAGUUGCUUGACACGGAUUGGCCGAAUUCAUCUACCUAUCAAAAGCGGGAACCUUAUACUGAAGCAGAUUGCCAAAACUCUUGCUUGUAUGAUUGUCAAUGUGCAAUAGCCACUUUCAAUGACGGGCACUGUUGGAAGAAGAGCCUACCGGUUAGGAAUGGGAACCAGAACAGUGAUGUUGCUGUGAAGGCUUUCCUCAAAGUCUCAGCAGGAAAUAGUACCCAGAGAAAUCCUCAUCCUCCUUCAGUUCCAGAAGAUUAUAACCCUGGUUCAAAUCCUAAUGGAAAGGAGAAAGCUCAAGGUUUGUUUAGUGUUGUUGCAGCUCUGCUAUUAGGUGGCUCACUAUUUUUCAAUUUAAUUUUUCUAGCUGCAAUUUUUAUGGGGGUUCUGAUGUACCAUAAGAAACCAAAAGAAAAGGUACAAAAGCCAAUUUCCUUAGAAACAAAUCUGCAUUCUUUUACUUACAAAGACCUGGAAGAAGCUACAGAUAGAUUCAAGGAAGAGCUGGGAAGAGGAGCUUUCGGUGUUGUCUAUAAAGGGGUCUUAGGUUUGGAAUCUAAACUUGUAGCUGUAAAAAAGCUCGACAAAGUGCAACAAGAGGGAGAUAAGGAGUUUAAGACUGAAUUGAGCGUUAUUGGCCAGACCCAUCAUAAGAAUUUGGUCAAAUUGGUUGGAUUUUGUGAGGAAGGACAGCAUAGGCUCCUGGUUUACGAGUUCAUGAGCAAUGGCAGUUUGGCAAGCUUCCUUUUUGGAUCGUCAAGGCCAGAUUGGAACCAAAGAACCCAGAUUGCAUUUGGUAUUGCAAGGGGGCUUAUGUAUUUGCAUGAAGAGUGCAGUAUCCCGAUCAUCCACUGUGAUAUAAAGCCUCAAAACAUCCUUCUUGAUGACUGUUAUACAGCAAGGAUUUCUGACUUUGGAUUGGCCAAGCUCUUGAUGACUGACCAGAGUCGAACUAACACAGCCAUUAGAGGGACCAAAGGCUAUGUUGCAUCUGAGUGGUUCAGGAAUAUGCCUAUCACAGUGAAAGUAGAUGUGUAUAGCUUUGGUGUCAUGUUGAUGGAGAUCAUUUGUUGUCGGAAAAAUGUUGAACAGGAAAUGGAUGGUGAUGAGAGAGUAAUUCUGACCGAUUGGGCUUAUGAUUGCUAUCGAGAAAGAAGGCUAGAUGCUCUGGUGGAGAAUGAUAUGGAAGCGAUAAAUGAUAUAGAAAGGCUGGAGAGGUUCCUCAAGGUAGCAAUUUGGUGUAUUCAAGAAGAGCCAUCACUAAGACCCACAAUGAGGAAGGUUGUACAGAUGCUAGAAGGAAUUGUUGAAGUUUCUGAUCCCCCACACCCUUAUCUUUUCGUCUCAGUUGCUGAAACUUGAAACAAUUCUGUUUUUCUACAUCCAAGUAAUGUCUCACAACUCAUCUCAAUUCCUUUGCUUCAUCAUUUACUUAGCCUUUACUGUAUUAAGAUGGUAAUUAUGAUAUCUAUUUUGUAAUCAAGUUUAUCUUAGUUUUGAGAUUA
Messenger RNA from Macadamia integrifolia, 2697 nucleotides. Its product is annotated as G-type lectin S-receptor-like serine/threonine-protein kinase LECRK2. Gene Ontology annotation, biological process: protein phosphorylation. The record is from RefSeq and is a predicted model, not a curated record. Lineage: Eukaryota; Viridiplantae; Streptophyta; Magnoliopsida; Proteales; Proteaceae. The transcript has a single exon. The coding region runs from base 92 to 2554 and encodes 820 amino acids. Gene Ontology annotation, molecular function: protein serine/threonine kinase activity; ATP binding.